Messenger RNA from Arthroderma uncinatum, 1440 nucleotides. RefSeq lists its product as uncharacterized. The record is from RefSeq and is a predicted model, not a curated record. The coding region runs from base 1 to 1440 and encodes 479 amino acids. Gene Ontology annotation, biological process: transmembrane transport. Gene Ontology annotation, molecular function: transmembrane transporter activity. Lineage: Eukaryota; Fungi; Ascomycota; Eurotiomycetes; Onygenales; Arthrodermataceae. The transcript is spliced from 7 exons.
AUGGGCUGCCUCAAUCAACAUAAAUCAUCGGAGCCAUGGCUUUUCAAGUUGCGGUCGUCGGAAGGGUUCAUCAUCUUUGUGAUCUCUAUUGCUAUGUUAACUGAUAUGCUUCUUUAUACACUGAUCAUACCAAUUCUCCCAAAAAUUCUGGUUUCGCGUGCAGGUGUCCCGGAGGAGGAUGCUCAAUUUUGGAUAUCGAUACUUCUCGCUGCCUACGGUGCUACGCUUCUAUUGGGAUCCCUUCUAUUUGGAUACUUUUCAGACCAGUUUGGAUCACGAAGGGCUCCGUUCACCUUGGGCCUCGGAGCACUAUGUGCUUCCACCCUUCUCUUCGCAAUUGCACGCACGCCUUUAAUGCUAGUUCUUGCCAGGGCCUUCCAAGGCCUGUCAUGUGCUGCGGUCGGGGUGAUUGGCCUAGUGUUAAUCGUUGACAACGUUGCUCAGGAGCGUAUUGGAGAAGCCAUGGGCUAUACAACAAUAGGAAUGACGGCGGGUGGUCUUCUUGGGCCUGUGAUAGGAGGCGUCGGCUAUGAUUUCAUAGGAUAUUAUGGAGUCUUCGUUUUGCCAACAGUACUGAUUAUCUUUGAUAUCAUACUGCGGCUUGCAAUGAUUGAGCGGAGGGCUAUCAAUCAACCACUUGGUGAUGAACCAGCUGAAGAUACAGAACACGAUACCCACGGCACGUCGCCUGACCUCGAUCCAGCUUUCCGCAGCCAACAAGAUGAGAUUGCGCGUCUAAUACCAACACGCUCUCGUGGUGUCAAUAAUGGCAAGAAGGCUGGCGUGUUGCUUCUCUUACGCUCACCGCGUUUACUAGUUUCCCUCCUUUCUGCGCUUAUGCUUUCUUUGAUCCUGACGAGCAUGGAGACGACUGUUCCACUUUAUGUGAUGGAGAUAUUCCACUGGACUCCAAGCGCUGUCGGGUUAAUAUUUCUUGCGUCCGCUAUCUCAGACUUGUCUGGGUCGCUUAUAGGACGACUUGUGGACCGAUUCGGAGGACGGCGCCCAGCGUUCCUUGCCUUUGUGCUGGCCGGAGCAGCAUUCUUUUCUCUGCGAUUCAUACAACAUAAUAACACUUUUGAAAAGGUUCUUCUGGGUAUCCUAUUUGCGCUUAUCGGCCUCGGAGUCAUGACUGUCCAGAUCGUUGCCAUGACUGAGAUUUCCCAAGUAGUUUAUGAUUACGAAGCUCAAUCUCCGGGUAUUUUCGGUGACAAAGCCCCCCUGGCUCAGGGUUACGCCCUAUUUAAUAUGGCAUAUGCCAGUGGACAAUUUUUGGGGCCAAUUAUUGCCGGGUCUCUGCGUGUUCGAGCCGGCUGGGCAGGAAUCACGCUCUUCUUCGGGAUUCUCGGUGUAGUAUGCGCCAUUCCUGUCGGCAUUUGGAGUGGAUCAUCAUCCAGUGAAUCACAAAGUGAUGAUGACGGUGUUCAUGCUCAAGUCUGA